Molecule: messenger RNA, 2841 nt
Organism: Danaus chrysippus (African queen)
Lineage: Eukaryota; Metazoa; Arthropoda; Insecta; Lepidoptera; Nymphalidae
Source: the annotation of a GenBank genome assembly
AUGAACUGUUCCACUUCCUUAACAGACAUUGUGAACGCGAUGUCCUCUCGUGGUGAGCUGCCAUUGGAACUGGCACUUCGUGGCCGAAGUGCUUCCAUAGCCACAACGCUGUUACAACAUUGUGCGGAUGCGGAUGCCCGCGGUCCUCGCGGCAGGACGCUCUUACACAGAGCAGUUGACGCCAGAGACUCAUUCUCCGCCAAGUUCCUAAUUGAUAAUGGAGCUGAUCCCAGUCUUACUACUAAGGAGGAAGGGGAUACUGUGUUGCAUCUCAUAGCGUCACUAACUAAUAGCUCGUGCGAUCAAGAAACAAUGGAUCAAAUGAUUGAAAUAGCGGGAAUAGCUGUACAGAAGGGAGCAGAUAUUAACAGACAAAACAGAAAGGGAUACACGCCUCUCCAUCAAGCGGUGAUCGCUAGAAACCAAAGGAUAUUCGAUCUGCUAUUGCAGCAGCCUAAUUUGGAUACUAAUUUACGUACAAUAUCCGAUGAGCACCCGCCGUUGUAUUACGCGUUAGUCGAUGAUAGGCGAGCGUCGAUAUCAUCUAGCGAGACCUUAGUAAUGAAUGGGUCUAACCCGUUCGAUACGCCCGUCACGAAUAAAGACGCGUUUACAGAAGAUCCAAUCGAGGGGAAAUCUGAUCAAGUCGUUGAGAGAUUCUUCGCUGCUAAACUCCUUGAGAAAGGAUGUCAACCAAAUCCAUUGUAUUCGAGCAACGGUGAUAGUCUCUUACAUAUUCUGGCCCAAGGAUGGUUCGAGGAUUCAGCUGUAUUCCUAACAUCUCAUUUAAACGGCGAUUUGAACCACAGCAACGAAGCGGGUUUCACAGCUCUACACUCAGCGUGUUCUAACGGUCUCACGAGACUGACAUCCGCCUUACUAGAAAACGGAGCCAGACCGAACUUACAGACGGCGUACGGUGAACAUGAUGACACAGUGUACAGGCAAGCUGCACUCCAUCUGGCCGUGUUGAAUAAUCACGAGGGAUGUGUACUGGCGAUAAUAGAACAUAAGAAGCUUGUAGAGAGAGGUGAACUGCCAGCCAAUGAUAGGUCCAACGUGAGUCUGAUACCGAACUUAAACAUGAAGAACUCUGAAGGGGACACCGCCGUCAGUCUAGCACUGUCUGAAGGUCAUAAACAUCUGGUAGCACCGUUGAUUGAGGGCGGAGCGGAUCCCAAUAUACGUAACGGAAAAGGUUUUACGUUACUUCAUCAGGCCAUAGUCGAGGAGGAUUCUAGGACUUCCAUCUACUUGUUGGACCACGGAGCUGAUAUGAAUGCUUUAACCGAUGCAGGCGAGACUCCCCUCCAGCUAGCUAUCCAUUGUCGCCUUGGUUUGGUCGUAGAGGCGUUAUGUGUUCGUGGUGUGGACAUGAGCCGUCUUGACGCUCACGGUGUACCGCCGCUAUGGGCAGCCCUCGACUCCGGGCAGGAGGAAGUGGCCAGUAUUCUAGUUCGUAAUGGCGCGGAUGCUGACUGCUGGGGGCCCGGUCCUGAUGGAUGUCUACAAACAUUGUUACACAAGGCAAUAGACGAGAACAAGGAGUCCCUAGCGACAUUCCUAAUUCGGUCGGGUUGUGAUGUGGAGAGUUCUCGCCGGCCGGGCGCUGGUGGGGAAGGCGGAGACCUAGCCGCUGACAAACAGGCCCCGUUACAUCUCUGCUGCACAUGGGGCCUCACAGAUGUCAUACAAACAUUGUUGGAACACGGUGCAAAUAUUAACUCCAAAGACGCUGAAGGCAAGACUCCGCUCCACAUCGCUAUAGAGAAUCAACACGCGGCUAUCAUAUCAUUAUUACUCUCUCAGCCAGGGAUUGACUUGUCUGUAAGGGAUAAUAAAGGGGUGACACCCUUCGCAGCUGCACUCACUGCUAGAAACAAUAAAGCGGCUCAAGCCAUCCUAGAGAAGAAUCCUUCGGCUGCUGAACAGGUGGACAAAAAAGGUCGUAACUUCCUCCACGUGGCUAUCCAGAAGUGUGAUAUGGAGAGUGUCAUGUUCCUGUUGUCAGUAGAAGUGGAUGUUAACUCUAGGGUCCAGGACUCGACACUAGCGCCGCCAUUACACCUGGCGGCGGCCGUCGGCAACGAGGUGCUUCUGAGGAGUCUCCUGCUGGCGGGAGCGAGACCCAACGAUAGAGACGCUCAUAAACGUACAGCUCUCCACGUGGCCGCAGCGUCCGGUCAAGCGGGGAUCGUAUCAGCGUUGGCGAGUGGUGGUGCGGAGUGCGGGGCUCCAGACGCAGCAGGAGACAACGCCCUGCAUGUUGCCGCGAGGGAGGGACAUGCGGCUGCUGCUCGCGCCCUCCUCGCUGACACAGACAUAGACGCGGCCGCUACCAACCUCAAAGGCCGUAAUCCACUACACGAACUAUGUUGGUGCAAGAAGGACAACGCAGCGGCCAUAUGCGAGAUAUUUUUGGAAUUUAUGCCAGACUACCCGAUCAACAGGACUGAUUUACAGGGUAACACGCCACUACUACUGGCUUAUAUGAACGGCCAGGGUGCGGUCUGUAGAGUGUUGGUUAGAGCUGGAGCGUGUCUAGCAAUGGAGAAUAAAGAAGGCAUCUCUAUAUUUAAUUAUCAGGUGGCAACAAAACAGCUGUUGCAUCGUCUUCUGGACGCUCUGCCAAGCGAGGCUCCUUGGGCUGACAGCGACCUCUGUCAGGAGUGUGGCACAAAGUUCACACUCACCAUGCGCAAACAUCAUUGCCGCCAUUGCGGUCGAAUGCUGUGUAACAAAUGUUCCAGUCAAGAUAUACCGAUACUCAAGUUUGGUAUGAACAAACCUCAAAGGGUCUGCGAAAUAUGCUUCAAUGUUCUACAAGUCGGCGCUAGUUAG